Molecule: messenger RNA, 537 nt
Organism: Arachis duranensis
Lineage: Eukaryota; Viridiplantae; Streptophyta; Magnoliopsida; Fabales; Fabaceae
Product: transcription factor MYB44-like
Exons: 2
Coding region: 1-537 (178 amino acids)
Biological process (GO): regulation of DNA-templated transcription
Cellular component (GO): nucleus
Molecular function (GO): RNA polymerase II cis-regulatory region sequence-specific DNA binding; DNA-binding transcription factor activity, RNA polymerase II-specific
Source: RefSeq, a predicted model, not a curated record
AUGGAGAAAGAAAGAAAUGGUAGCAAAUGCGGCAAAGAGCGAUGGCAUCAAGCAGUGGUGAAGCUCCGAUGGUGCAACCAACUCUCUCCACAGGUGGAGUAUCGGGCUUUCACCCCCAAAGAGGACGACACCAUAAUCAGAGCUCACACUCGGUUCGGAAACAAGUGGGCCACCAUAGCCCGACUCAUUUUCAACAGAACCGACAAUGCCAUUAAGAACCACUGGAACUCCACCCUCAAACGCAAGUGCGCCUCCAUGGACCCCAUCGACGAUCCUCACUUCGCGCAGCCACCCAAACGCUCUGUUAGCACUGGUGCCGCCAUACUCGUGUCAACGGUGGUGGUGAGGUACUCAUUGCCAACGGUGAUGGCGAUGACGGAGAUGGCGGGUAGGAAGGGGAGGAUGCGGAUGGAGAGCCAGGAGUGUGCAGUGGAGAUGUCGGAGCAGAUGUUGACGACGCGGGAGUUCUCGAGGGAGACAAUGAAAUCAAUGGCGGUGUGUGGAGAAAGCUUGGAGGAUUCAGGAUUAGAUUCAUAG